AUGGCGGGUGAGUUGAAUGAAAUCAUGAGUACAUUACAUAAAAUCUCAGCUGAGAUGUCCAGUUUCUCAGCUCGACAAGAGCAACUGGAAGCUGCACAAGAACAUAGCAGCAAACAUCAGGAAGAGUCUUUGAAUGAGCUAAGGGAGGUCAUCAAUGAGGCAAUUCUUGGGGGCAAACGACCUGAGAGAGACAAGGGGACACAACCUGCAGAGGGUGAGUUAUAUUCCCCUAGUGAUCAACCAUCUGAUUUUGGAGAUCUAGCCACACCAAACACCAGCAAUAUGAGCACUGCACCUGUGAGUAUCUUCACCUCUUCUGUCCCAACUCCUAAUCUAAGUCCUAGACCAGCUGCUAGUAACCCUAUAACAAGUGAGGUGAGUUCUGCUCCCAUUCAGCUGCCUAGAGCUCAACCUCAACCACCUACUCGUUCAGUCAUGAUAAGCAACCCCCCUUUUCCUCGUCCUCCACCUUAUGUGUUCCCAAAUAUGCCCUCCCCUCAUCCCAGAUCUGCUCCUUUACAACCCCUAAAUUUUCCAAUCCCACCUUCCAAUGGCAGAGGUUAUCAGCCUCUAAUGGGCUGGACUCAAGGUUCUCACACAUGGCUGAUACCCCCUCAGUCCACCUACACUCAGCCCAUACCUUUUCCCCCUUCAUACUACACUCACCCUGGUCAUAUUCCUUCCCCUCUAUAUCAUCAGACACCCUAUGCACCAAAUCUACCUCAGUACCAAUAUAACACCAUUACUUCCAACCAGUCACAAACUCAGAAUAACCAUACUACACCCCUACCUAACAUACCCUACACAAAGUACACUAAGGUGGACUUUCCUAAGUUUGAUGGAGAAGAUUUAAGGACAUGGUUGUACAAAGUGGAGCAAAUUUUUGCAGAUGAGGAGGCGACUAUUCAGCAGAGAAUGAAGUUGGUAUCUCUGCACUUUGAGGGAGAUGCCUUGCAAUGUCAUUUGGGGUAUAUGAGAAGUAGAGGUCAGAUGCCCUUGCCUACUUGGGAGGAAUAUUUAUGGGCUCUUUGUGAUAGUUUUGGAGCUGAAUACUCAGACCCUAUGACUGAGCUGAUGAAUAUCAAACACACUAGUUCUGUAAAAGAUUAUCAGAAGGCCUUUGUGAGUGUGAUGACAAGGAUCAAUCUCUCUACAGAACAUGCCAUUAGCAUCUUCCUGAACAAUUUGAAGCCUGAACUCAGUAAUGCAGUCAAGAUAGGUAACCCCACCAGCUUACCACAAGCCUACUACCUAGCUAGAUUACAAGAAGCUAGUUUUGCUGCUCAGUGCAAGGCAAUCAAAGGCACCCUUUCUACUUCAAGUUUGCCCAAGCCAUUCACUAACCAGGGCAGCCCCAGUAUAUUUAAAGGAAAUCAACCCUCUUAUAGGAAACCAGUAGCUCCUGUUUUUUAUAACAACAGGAGAAGAAGACUAACUCCUACAGAGAUGGAUGAAAAAAGGGCCAAUGGGAUAUGCUUCUUCUAUGAUGAGAAGUUUACACCUGGUCACAAGUGCAAGGCAAAGAGGCAAUUGUACUCCUUAGAGCUUGAGGAGGAACAAACCCCCCUUUUAGAAGCACCAGAAACUGAGGAAGAAGAGUUUAUAGAAGCAAAAGAAGAAGAGCAGGAGCAUGCUGAAAAUUGUGAAAUAUCCUUAGAAGCCAUGAAGGGUUCUAAGGGAUAUAAGACUUUAAGGAUACAGGGCUUCACUGAACAAAGGCCAAUCAAUGUUUUGAUUGACAAUGGCUCAACUCAUAAUUUUAUAGAUGAGCAAACAGCCAAAAGACUGGGCUGCAAGGUAUACCAAAUGAAUCCACAGGAUGUAUUAGUUGCAGAUAGAAGGGUGCUUCAAUCAGUGAAGGGUAGCAAGGGGUUCACAUGGUUAAUGCAAGGGGUGGUAUUCACAGAUGACUUCUUGGUCCUCCCUAUUGGCAGCUGUGAUGUGGUGUCGGGCAUACAAUGGUUGUGCAUGCUAGGGGAUAUUCAGAUCAACUUUGCAAAAUUAUGGAUGCAGUUCUCAUACCAGGGGAAAUCAAUAACCUCGCAGGGAAAUUCCCCCUCCUUCAAGACAGUGCAGGCUAAAACACUUAACAGUGUACCUGCCAACACAACUGAGUUGUUCAUGAUAAGGGUCUGCCAUAAGGAAGACCCAGAGAAGGAGUCCUUUCCAAAGGAAGAUGGGACAUCUAUGGAGAUACAAGUGUUGUUGGAAGGAGAUAGAGAAGUGUUUGAGGAACCCAAACAACUGCCUCCUUCAAGAGGAGUAUUUGAUCAUCACAUUCCCUUGGUUGAAGGCAGCAUUCCCGUGAACUCUAGACCUUAUAGGUAUUCACCUAUUCAGAAGGAUGUAAUUGAACAAAUUACACAGGAAAUGCUGAAUCAAGGUAUCAUCCAAUACAGUUCCAGUCCAUAUGCAUCUCCUGUUGUGCUGGUGAGCAAAAAAGAUGGCUCCCGGAGGCUAUGUGUGGACUAUAGGGCCUUAAACAAGCUGACCAUUAAAGACAAAUUUCCUAUCCCUAUCAUUGAGGAACUGCUGGAUGAAUUAGGGGGUUCAACAAUUUACUCCAAGAUAGAUCUAAGAGCUGGAUAUCAUCAGAUUAGAAUGUCUAUCCCAGACAUUCAUAAAACAGCUUUCAGAACUCAUUCUGGGCAUUAUGAGUACUUAGUUAUGCCUUUUGGUCUAACUGAUGCCCCUUCAAGCUUUCAAGGAAUGAUGAACCAUAUAUUCAAGACUUACAUGAGAAAGUUUAUUCUGGUUUUCUUUGAUGAUAUAUUGGUAUUCAGUAAAAGCUUAGACGAUCAUGUCCAGCAUCUCAGGAUCACAUUUGAACUAUUAGUACAACAUCAGCUCUUUGCCAAAAAGAGCAAAUGUGUUUUUGCAACUGACAAGAUUGAAUACCUUGGGCACUAUAUCUCUGCUGCAGGAGUGGCUACAGACCCUAAGAAAAUAGAAGCUGUCCAAGCUUGGCCUACUCCUGUCAGUCUCAAACAACUGAGGGGUUUUCUAGGCUUGGCAGGGUACUACAGGAGGUUCAUCAAAGGCUAUGGGGUGUUGAGUAAACCUCUUACUGACUUACUCAAGAAGGAUAGCUUUCAAUGGUCUUGUAAGGCUACUGAGGCCUUCAGUAAACUAAAAGAGGCCAUAACUUCUGCACCUAUAUUGACCUUGCCAGAUUUUUCUAUCCCUUUUGGGGUGGAAACUGAUGCCUGCAGCCUUGGAAUUGGAGCAGUCCUAAUGCAGAAUGGACAACCAAUUGCCUACCUAAGCAAGGGGUUGUCUCCUCAACACCAAUCCUUGUCAGUCUAUGAUAAGGAACUCCUAGCUCUAGUGAUGGCAGUAAGCAAGUGGACUCAAUACCUAACAGGCAAAUCUUUCACAGUCAAAACAGAUCAGAAGGCACUCAAAUUCCUGUUAGAACAGAAGCUGCACACUGGCUCCCAACUCAAAUGGAUAACUAAGCUUAUGCAAUAUGAUUUCAUCAUUGAAUAUAAGAAAGGGAAAGAGAACAAGGCAAUAGAUGCCUUAUCCAGAUUGCCCUUGAUUGAGUUAGCAGCAUUGACCCUGUCCACACUUAAGUCUACUAAUGCUGAGUUGAAUGGGUACUCGUUUGUGCAUGAACAACUCAGAAGAAAUCGGAAACUAGUAGUGGGUCCUGAUGAUCAAUUGAGAAAGGAUAUUAUCCAGUUGUGGCACAAUUCCAUCCAUGGAGGGCAUUCAGGGAUAGAUCACACUUAUAGGAGGCUAGCUGCCCUUUUCUACUGGAAGGCUAUGAGAGAGGAUGUCAUGACACAUGUUAAGCAGUGUGAUACUUGCCAAAGAAGCAAGUAUGAGACUACCUCUUAUCCAGGGCUGCUUCAACCUCUGAAAUUGCCCUCUCUAGCUUGGAGUAGCAUCAACAUGGACUUCAUCGAGGGUCUACCCAAAUCCCAGGGAAAGUCUGUAAUUUGGGUAGUUGUUGACAGGCUAACAAAAUAUGCUCACUUCAUUGGUGUCUCACAUCCAUACUCAGCUAGUGAUAUUGCCAGAUUAUUCAUGGAUCAUGUGUUCAAGUUACAUGGUAUGCCAGAGGAUAUAGUGAGUGAUAUGGACCCUGUAUUCACUAGUAAACUAUGGCAAGAGCUAUUCUCUAUGCAUGGUGUUACCCUCAGUACUUCUACAGCAUACCACCCUCAGUCUGAUAGUCAAACAGAGGUAGUCAACAGGUGUUUCGAGACUUACCUUAGAUGCUUCUGCUCUGAUUCUCAAAAGGACUGGUUCUCUUAUUUAGCUGUUGCUGAGUGGUGGUACAACACCACAUUUCACUCCUCGAUCCAAACUACUCCCUAUGAGGCUUUGUAUGGCCAACCUCCCCCACUCCAUUUACCCUAUAUAGCUGGAGACUCAGUAGUGGAAGAAGUAGACAGAAGCAUGAUCACUAGAGAGCUCAAGUUUCAGCUACUUAAAUACCAUCUCCAAAGGGCUCAACAAAGAAUGACUAUCCAAGCUAACAGACACAGGUCUGAUCGAUAG
Molecule: messenger RNA, 4509 nt
Organism: Nicotiana attenuata
Lineage: Eukaryota; Viridiplantae; Streptophyta; Magnoliopsida; Solanales; Solanaceae
Exons: 2
Coding region: 1-4509 (1502 amino acids)
Biological process (GO): DNA integration
Molecular function (GO): nucleic acid binding
Source: RefSeq, a predicted model, not a curated record